Messenger RNA from Drosophila arizonae, 1071 nucleotides. RefSeq names its product alpha-tocopherol transfer protein-like. Gene Ontology annotation, cellular component: membrane. Gene Ontology annotation, molecular function: phosphatidylinositol bisphosphate binding. Lineage: Eukaryota; Metazoa; Arthropoda; Insecta; Diptera; Drosophilidae. The record is from RefSeq and is a predicted model, not a curated record.
AAUAUUAGAGGCCAGUCAGUUGGGCAGCAGGCUUCAAACGCAACGGUCCACAAAUCAAUUCGCUGCGCAGGCAAUUUGAAAAACCGAUAGCCAUCACGAUAGCAAGUGCCAAAACGAGUAGCUUUCAUUUACCGAUACCGAUACGAUACCGCGAGCGAUGAGCAGCGAUAGUGAAAGUGAAAAUCAGCUGAGGCGCGAUCGUGAUUUGGCCGAGCUUAACGAAUGGUUCUACACUAAUGAGAACCUGCCGCAAGAAAUUGACCCUUUGCUGCUGCGCCGGUUCUAUCAGUGCAUGUAUUGCCAUGUGGAGGACACCAAGAAGCUCAUCGAGGUGAACUAUGCACUGCGGAACAAGCAUCCGCAUUUGUUUAUCAAACGGGAUCCGCUCGACGAGGACAGUCGUCGCACCUUUGAAUAUGCGGAUAUUUUGCCGCUUCCGGGUUUGACUCCAGAUAAAUACAAAGUGUCGCUCUACUGCUUUAGGGACUUUGAGCCCUCCAAGAUGCACCACACGGAGGAUACGCGAGCCUUUUUCAUGGUCACUGACUGUCGGUUCGUAACAGUCGACGAUGAGGCUCACAAGGAACAGCUGUCGGAGGGCGAAGUGCAGAUCUUCGAUAUGAAGGGCACCACCAUGCGCCACAUAUCGCGUUUGACGAUUAGCACAUUGCGUGCUUACAUCAAGUUCCUGCAGCUGGCCUUUCCAGUGCGCCUCAAGGCCAUUCACAUGGUUAACUGUCCUACGUAUUUGGAUCGCAUUGUAAGCGUGGUGAAGCCAUUCAUAAGCGACGAGGUCUUCAAGUUGAUCAAAUUUCACACAUCCAGCAUUGACUCUUUGUAUGCAUUUGUGCCUCGUGAUAUGCUGCCGGAGGAAUAUGGUGGCUCUGCCGGGUCGCUGGCCACAUUACGGGCGCAGACCCAACAGGUCUUGGCGGAGAAGAGGGACUAUUUAAUGAAUCCUAAUCACUGGGUCGUCGAGAAACCCGAGAAGCGUAACGGUAAAUCGUGGAAGCUAUUUAACUGAGAAGUAGAUGACGUGUGGCUCCCAUUUUUUUUUUAAUUAAAUCAAAU